GCUUCGACCUGAUUUGUUCUUAUAUCCAUUGCUUGAUUGUAACCUUCUUCUACUUCCAUGAUCUCUUGUUCUCCUGUUAUUGAUUCUCAGGCUCCAUGCCUUUCCUCGAUACUGUGGUGGCGUCAAAACCCUGCCCCGCGGCUUAUGUUUCCUCGUGUUACUUCAUGCGCUCCUUCCUCUUGCCUCGUACUCUCCAUUCAUUCUCCCCGAGAAUUGAUCUCCCACUGUGGGUGUCAAGAGAACCUUAUAGCCGUGGCUUGCUCUUUGUCCAAGUCUCCCAAGUAAAUGGACGCAGAAUCUGGCUCUUGCUCUCUUUCCUGCUUCUCCUCACUCUUCUAAAGCUGGUAUCUGAGCGCUCUUGUAUUGAUUCCUUGCCUUAUUGCAUCUGCGAUCUCCUUUUGUUGAGUGUAUAAAUGUAUGUAAAAUACUCGAACAUGCCAUCUCAAGUAUUAUUCAGCUGCAGCACAGAAAGAUAUCGUCGUAGCAGAGAUUUCGGCUUAUCCUGCGGUUUC
Mollisia scopiformis is the source of this 512-nucleotide messenger RNA. RefSeq lists its product as uncharacterized. Lineage: Eukaryota; Fungi; Ascomycota; Leotiomycetes; Helotiales; Mollisiaceae. The record is from RefSeq and is a predicted model, not a curated record. The transcript has a single exon. The coding region runs from base 96 to 413 and encodes 105 amino acids.